Messenger RNA from Rhipicephalus microplus (southern cattle tick), 3221 nucleotides. RefSeq names its product tetratricopeptide repeat protein 38-like. Gene Ontology annotation, molecular function: protein binding. The record is from RefSeq and is a predicted model, not a curated record. NCBI's taxonomy places the organism in Eukaryota, Metazoa, Arthropoda, Arachnida, Ixodida, Ixodidae.
GCACAACGCGUCGACUGCUCGCGUUGAGUGCCUACAUAGCCUCCAAUUGUUUGUUUCGUCGAUAAGAAUUGCGCUAACUAUAUGACGCCUUCGCUGCACUGACACCGUGCGAGAUUGCACAGAACCCAUCCAUAACGCGUGAGUCUACGUUGUUAAUUCAGUAUCCUCGUUUUCAUACAACUCCGCAUCAUGUCUGCCAAGCUGACGCUUCGGCAAAACUGGCGCGAGUCCGCCGCCUGGAAAGCGGAAAACCUGCCGCUGAGCACGACGAACGAUCAAGCCUGCAAGUUGUUCGACGCGGCGCUUACGCAGUACGUGGGCUGGUACGACGACCCCACCCUGGGUGGGUUGUCGGGCACGUUGGAGAGCCUGAAAAAGGCGGACCCGCACUUCGUAAUGGGUCAGGUGCUGAACGUCGGCCUGACACUUAUCGGCUCCGGGGACAACGUCUUCAAAAACGCGGCUCUGUCCGGCGACCUCGACGUCCUGGACUCGGUCGCGAGCAAAGGUCGACUACCGCACCGCGAGCAGCUUCACGUGAACGCCGUGUUGGCCUGGUCUCGAGGACGGCUAUCGCGCGCGGCGUCGCUCUGGGAGGACAUCCUCAUCGACAACCCGACCGACAUGCUGGCGCUGAAGUUCGCCCACGACACCUACUUCUACUUGGGCUACCAGCGCCAGAUACGCGAUUCCAUAGCGCGCGUGCUACCGCGCUGGAAGCCGACCAUGCCUCUCUACUCGUACCUGCACGGCAUGCUCGCCUUCGGCCUGUGCGAGACCAAUUUAUACGACGAAGCGCGCAAGGCGGCCCAAGAGGCCCUUAGGCUCAACAAAAAUGACGCGUGGGCCACGCACGCGCUGGCGCACGUCUACGAGAUGCAGGCGGACGCGGACGGCGGCAUCGCCUUCAUGAGCCGCACCAUGGCCGACUGGGAGCCGUGCGGCAUGCUGGCGUGCCACAACUUCUGGCACUGGGCCGUCUACCACGUCGAGAAGGGCGAGGUCGAGGCGGCCAUCGACCUCUUCGACGGACAGGUCUCGAAGCGCCUGCACGAGUCCGGAGCCAUGCUGGACUACGUGGACGCCGCCUCGCUGCUCUAUCGACUGCAACUGCGCGACGUGCCCAAGUCCACGCUGGCCUCGAGAUGGCCUGGCGUCUUCGACGUGGCGCAGACGCACUACGACGACCGCGUGCUGACCUUCAACCAGCUGCACUUCCUGAUGGCAUUCUUGGGUUCGGGCAAUGACGGUCAGCGGCUGGUCAACCUGCCGCCGCAGCGGGACAUCGGGCGUCGCGAAGACGGCGGCUGGCCCGACGACCAGCAGGGCAUAAUGGCUGAAGUCGGCAUUCCCGCGAUGCAGGCCAUGAUCGCCCACAACGAGGGCCGCUUCGACGACGCGGCCGAGAAGUUGGCUGCCGUGAAGUACGACCUGCUGCGCGUAGGCGGAAGCAACGCGCAGCGGGACGUCUUCGACCUGCUGCUCAUCGACUCGGCGAUCAAGUCCGAGCGGCACGCUAACCUGGCCCGGUCGCUGCUCGCCGAACGAAGCCUGUUCCGACCGAAGUCUCCCAUGCUGAAGAGCCUCAACGACGCACUGACCGCGCGCUGCAGUCCCAAGAAGCCUGCGGUCGCUGCUGGGCCGCACUGAGCGCGCUUUCCGCAAUGGAACGUUGGUGGACCCAAGGAGACACGGUGGUGGAAGAGACCGUGUGCGAUCACUUGUUUAGCGAAAUAUCAUCUUCGCCCGUUUAUAACCAUUAUAAGUCGUGUUAUCAAACGUUAUUUGUUCGCGAUAUGAACUCGAUCCUGUUCUUGGCGGCGGAAACGAAUGCAGGAGAAGACAUCCAGCGAAGCUUAUUUUCUUCGGACGGGGCACAUUUCCGAAAGCGUAUCAGCAGGGCUUCUUAAGAUGUGUGAAAAGCUUGAUAUGGUUACAUGUUUAUUUUUUUUAUUACAGAGAGCGCAACAGAACAACGCGCAGACAUGUGUGUGUGUUUUGUCUUGUUAUUGUUUUCUUCUAAAUAUUUUAUAAAAUCACGCGCUGUUUCACAAGUACUGCGAUCGCUCAACGGGGCGCAUACUACAGAAUGUGUGGUUGCUUGCAAAAAGAAGAAGGCACUAUUUUUUGCAGCCCUUGCGGGAGCACGGCUAAGCGCCUUGCAUGCGCUGUAGGCGCGUGUUCUCACACCGGCAGAUGGAUUCCUCUUUCUGAUGACUGCGCCAGCUGUGCGGCAUGCAGCGCACGGGUAUAUGUGCGUUCAAAUGCUCAAUGGAGAGCCUUAGUGCCGGUGACCGCAAGCCACCUGUGUACGCAUCCAGUUGCGUCGCUUUGUACUCCCAGCCGCAAACAAGAAUACAAAGGAAUGCAAGGGCUUUCGUACGAAGUGUUCUUUGGGGCCACCGCCGUGGCACUAAAACUGUAGAUGUACCCAACCGAACGGUUCACGAAGGCGAAACUGUGCCAUGUCAGUACAUUUUGGACCAAAGAAGAUCUGUGUCAAUUUUGUGUUGUAUGAUGUGCGCAUGAGGUGUGCAUUAAGUACACUCAAAGGGGACCAUUUUCACGCUUGAAAAGGGCCGGUCGCUUCAAUUUGUUGGGGGCGCGCCCUGACUCAAACGCCUGCCUACACUCAACUACACUGCCCCGCCGCGGUGUUCUAGUGGCUAAGGUACUCGGCUGCUGACCCGCAGGUCGCGGGAUCAAAUCCCGGCUGCGGCGGCUGCGUUUCGGAUGGAGGCGGAAACGUUGUAGGCCCGUGUGCUCAGAUUUGGGCGCACGUUAAAGAACCCCAGGUGGUCAAAAUUUCCGGAGCCCUCUACUACGGCGUCUCUCAUAAUCAUAUGGUGGUUUUGGGACGUUAAACCCCACAUAUCAAUCAAUACACUCAACUACAGUGUACUAGAAGAGGUUACUCAACCCACACUAACGCUCGCCUUUAAGAUUGUGCAAAUGCGCGACAGCUGUGGCUGUAGUCAUAAGUCUCGGCUGCCUCUUCGGUAUAAAGACUAUAGGAUGAGAUUUAUGUGCAUACAAAUUGUGGUGUUAUUUGUGCAGUAGCCUUCGUGUCCUCUGGAGGCUACGGCGUGUACCUGCAUAUCUCUGCAAGUUUUGUUCCUUGUUACGGAUCUAUGGAUACAUAUGACUAGAGUACUUUGGAUAUAUACUUUUGUAUGGCGUUAAACUAGAUUUACAUGGAGAAUAAAGUUUAUAUAAAAAUA